CCACAAAAUCAUAUGAUUCUGGAUGCAUUUCGCCACUAUUUGAAAAUAUACAUCGUAGGAAGCCUGUGAGAUGUCGCAGUAUUUUUUAAAUGGUGUCAAAGAUGGAGCAAAUGUCAAGGAGUUCAAUACAUUAGAUGCACCAGUGAAAGAAUUAUUAUUGGCUGCCGUAGAAGCCCGAAAACACGCCUAUUGCCCUUAUAGCAACUUUGCGGUAGGUGCAGCCAUUCGAACCACCGACGGUUCUAUUUAUACCGGAUGUAAUAUUGAGAAUGGGACCUAUACAGCCGGCAUUUGUGCAGAAAGAAUAGCAGCAGCAAAAGCUAUAAGCGAAGGCAAACGUGAAUUUAUUGCCUGUGCAGUUGUUGUCCAACAAGAAGAUUCGCUUACAACACCAUGCGGAGUGUGUCGCCAGUUUUUGGCUGAAUUUGCUGCCAAAAAGGAUUUUCCAAUAUAUAUGGCUAAACCAAUCAGCCCCCCAUUUAGAGUAUUAUGCACUAGUAUAAUGGAGUUAUUGCCAAAAUCAUUUUUCUUUGAAUAGUAGAUGUGUCUAGGUUUACUUAUGCAUAUAGCCGAACUUUAGAAAAUGUUUGUGAUUGUGAUGAUAAUGUUACCCGAUUUUUCAAAAUUUGAUUGAAGAUAUUUUUUAUGCAUCACUUAUUUCUAAAAGAAAUAAAGAAUUCUGUGAUUUCAUUGUUGA
This is a messenger RNA of Stomoxys calcitrans (stable fly), 697 nucleotides long. Its product is annotated as cytidine deaminase-like. The record is from RefSeq and is a predicted model, not a curated record. The transcript has 3 exons. Gene Ontology annotation, molecular function: cytidine deaminase activity; zinc ion binding. Gene Ontology annotation, cellular component: cytosol. Bases 71 to 538 code for a protein of 155 amino acids. Lineage: Eukaryota; Metazoa; Arthropoda; Insecta; Diptera; Muscidae.